Sapajus apella (tufted capuchin) is the source of this 2253-nucleotide messenger RNA. RefSeq names its product bromodomain containing 9 (gene BRD9). Gene Ontology annotation, biological process: regulation of transcription by RNA polymerase II. The transcript has 17 exons. Bases 171 to 2102 code for a protein of 643 amino acids. Gene Ontology annotation, cellular component: nucleus. NCBI's taxonomy places the organism in Eukaryota, Metazoa, Chordata, Mammalia, Primates, Cebidae. The record is from RefSeq and is a predicted model, not a curated record.
CGGCCCCGCCCCGCCCUGCUUCCGGCGCGUCCCGGAGCGUUCGGCGGGUUAAACAACCUCCGCGCGGCGAGCGCGGGCGGCCAACCAGGGUGAGGGGGCGGCGGCGGCCGCGGUCCGGCCGGGUCCCCACUGCUCCCGGCCCCCGCCCCGGGCCCGCCGCCGGCGUCGCCAUGGGCAAAAAGCACAAGAAGCACAAGGCCGAGUGGCGCUCGUCCUACGAGGAUUACGCCGACAAGCCCCUGGAGAAGCCCCUGAAGCUGGUCCUCAAGGUCGGAGGAAGCGAAGUGACUGAGCUCUCAGGAUCCGGCCACGACUCCAGUUACUAUGAUGACAGGUCAGACCACGAGCGAGAGAGACACAAAGAAAAGAAAAAGAAGAAGAAGAAGAAGUCCGAGAAGGAGAAGCAUCUGGAUGAUGAGGAGAGGAGGAAGCGCAAGGAAGAGAAGAAGCGGAAGCGAGAGCGGGAGCACUGCGACACGGAGGGAGAGGCUGACGACUUUGAUCCCGGGAAGAAGGUGGAGGUGGAGCCGCCCCCAGAUCGGCCCAUCCGAGCCUGCCGGACACAGCCAGCCGAAAAUGAGAGCACACCUAUUCAGCAGCUCCUGGAGCACUUCCUCCGCCAGCUCCAGAGAAAAGAUCCCCAUGGAUUUUUUGCUUUUCCUGUCACGGAUGCAAUUGCUCCUGGAUAUUCAAUGAUAAUAAAACAUCCCAUGGAUUUUGGCACCAUGAAAGACAAAAUCGUAGCUAAUGAAUACAAGUCAGUUACGGAAUUUAAGGCAGAUUUCAAGCUGAUGUGUGAUAACGCCAUGACGUACAACAGACCAGACACCGUGUACUACAAGUUGGCGAAGAAGAUCCUUCACGCGGGCUUUAAGAUGAUGAGCAAAGAGCGGCUGUUAGCUUUGAAGCGCAGCAUGUCGUUUAUGCAGGACAUGGAUUUCUCUCAGCAGGCAGCUCUUCUGGGCAGCGAAGACACAGCUGUUGAGGAGCCUGUUCCUGAGGUUGUACCUGUACAAGUAGAAACUGCCAAGAAAUCCAAAAAGCCGAGUAGAGAAGUUCUCAGAUGCCUCUGUGUCUGUGGAUGCUGGAGCGGCAGCUGCAGCCCUGGGGUCAGGAGGUGUGCAUGCUGCAGCAGAAGCAGCUGUAUGUUUGAGCCGGAAGGGAACGCCUGCAGCCUGACAGACAGCACUGCAGAGGAGCACGUGCUGGCGCUGGUGGAGCACGCGGCUGACGAGGCUCGGGACAGGAUCAACCGCUUCCUCCCAGGCGGCAAGAUGGGCUAUCUGAAGAGGAACGGGGAUGGCAGCCUGCUCUACAGCGUGGUCAACACGGCCGAACCGGAUGCUGAUGAGGAGGAGACCCACCCAGUGGACUUGAGCUCGCUGUCCAGUAAGCUGCUCCCAGGCUUCACCACGCUGGGCUUCAAAGACGAAAGAAGAAACAAAGUUACGUUUCUCUCCAGUGCCACGACUGCACUUUCAAUGCAGAACAAUUCAGUGUUUGGUGACUUGAAGUCGGACGAGAUGGAGCUGCUGUAUUCAGCCUACGGAGAUGAGACAGGCGUGCAGUGUGCGCUGAGCCUGCAGGAGUUUGUGAAGGAUGCUGGAAGCUACAGCAAGAAAGUGGUGGACGACCUCCUAGACCAGAUCACAGGUGGAGACCACUCCAGGACGCUCUUCCAGCUGAAGCAGAGAAGAAAUGUUCCCAUGAAACCUCCAGAUGAAGCCAAGGUUGGGGACGCCCUCGGAGACAGUGGUGGCUCUGUUCUGGAUUUCAUGUCGAUGAAGCCGUAUCCUGACGUGUCUCUGGACAUCUCCAUGCUCAGCUCUCUGGGGAAGGUGAAGAAAGAGCUGGACCCCGACGACAGCCACUUGAACUUGGAUGAGACGACCAAGCUCCUUCAGGACCUACAGGAAGCCCAGGCGGAGCGUGGUGGCUCUCGACCCUCAUCCAACCUCAGCUCCCUGUCCAACGCCUCCGAGAGGGACCAGCACCACCUGGGAAGCCCUUCUCACCUGAGUGUCGGGGAGCAGCCAGACGUAACCCACGACCCGUAUGAGUUUCUUCAGUCUCCAGAGCCUGCAGCCUCUGCCAAGACCUAGCUCUGGGCCAGCUUCAGCUCUUUUUUUUGUUUGUUUGUUUUUUUAGUUUUCAUUUGCAUGUGUGGAGUUUUUGUCGUUAGACAAGGACUUUUAUCUUGUCCCCUUUGGCCUGCGGGAAGCAGCCCCGGGGAGAUCAUGGUCAUGAAUUGUC